Molecule: messenger RNA, 1786 nt
Organism: Vespa mandarinia (Asian giant hornet)
Lineage: Eukaryota; Metazoa; Arthropoda; Insecta; Hymenoptera; Vespidae
Gene: DCP1
Product: decapping mRNA 1
Biological process (GO): deadenylation-independent decapping of nuclear-transcribed mRNA; deadenylation-dependent decapping of nuclear-transcribed mRNA; positive regulation of catalytic activity
Cellular component (GO): P-body
Molecular function (GO): enzyme activator activity; mRNA binding
Source: RefSeq, a predicted model, not a curated record
UAUCAACGACGUAAGCCUUAAUGUCUGUUAUGGCGUUUAUAAGAAGCAGCUGCUCGCGUUGCUUCAAAAUACCGGACUUGUAGUAAAAAGUUCGUUCGAAAAAGUCGAAUCUUGUAUUGUUCGAUAAAAAAGUUUCUAUUUUUUAAUUUUUGUGUUAAGUUAUCCGACAAUAUGACGGACUUGACGGAAUUGAGAAUGAACGUGGCUGCGUUGAAACGCGUUGACCCCUACGUGAAGGAUAUUCUAGAGACAGCGACUCAUGUAGCUUUGUACACUUUUAAUGGAGAUAAUAACGAAUGGGAAAAAACUGACAUCGAGGGUGCUUUAUUUGUUUACUCUCGGAACGGCGAACCGUACAAUAGUAUUCUCAUUAUGAAUAGAUUGAAUACAAAUAAUUUAGUAGAACCAGUAACGCAAGGCCUAGACUUACAGUUACAAGCACCUUUUCUAUUAUAUAGAAAUUCACGGUGUAAUAUUUAUGGUAUUUGGUUUUACGACAAAGAAGAGUGUAUACGUAUAGCAGCCAUGUUAUAUAAACUCGUUAUGGAGUCUGAAAAAAAUCGAAAGGCAGCUAAUAAACCUUCCAUUCAAAAUAAAAAGAAUGCAGGGUCUAAUGCGAAUAAUGUGGAUAUAUUUAGUAUGCUUAGUAAAGCUCAAGAGGAUUUCAAUACGAACAGAGCAAAUAGCGGAGGUGGUAGUACUAAACCAUCUGAAACCAAAUCCCCUACCAAUACCCCUGCGACGGAUAAUAAUUCUGGACCUUUUGCGGCUCCAUUAGGUCCUGAUGUUACCUCGCAAAGUGUAAUGGAUUUCUUUGCAAAAGCUAAAGUAAAUACUGGGCAUUUCAAAGCCGGUGAUCAACCUACCGCUAUAAAUACAGGGACAAAUGAAAAUAAGCCAUUACUAUUGGCACGUUUAAUGUCUCAUCCAGCAGCACAUACAUUAGAACAUAUCGAAAAACAACAGAGAUCGAUAACUCCACAACCAUCGACAUUGCAAUCACAAACACCUGCUGCUUCUACGACAUCGAUUAACGUAGCUAGUAUAACUUUGUUAGGCAGGUCUAAAAGACGGAACAAAACUGUUUCCCAAGACACGGCGAUGUCUACGUCAGCAUCAGUUUCUCAAGAUCUUCAGCCAUCGGUAAACCAAAGCACUAGUGAAACAAACGGUUCAUCUGGAUUUCUUAGGAUACAAUCACCAACAAAUACAACAUCUUCUAACAUAACCAAUCAUCAAACUUCAAAUAUUAUUACACCUAGCAAUACAAAUCCUCUUGCAUCUUUAUUUGCUCAUGUAUCAGGCAAUACAGCUUCAGAAGAUAUUAUCACGACUCCAGCUUUAUCGGGUACGGGAUCAGCACCUGCAUUGAUACCUCCUGUAAUGUUUGCGGCCCCAAGUCCUGCAGAACCAUUAGCUAGGCCAUUAGAACCGCUGACAAGGAAUCAGCUGCUUCAAGCUUUUAAUUAUCUCUUGAGAAGUGAUCCAGAUUUUAUCAACAAACUUCACGAAGCUUACGUUAAGUCGUUCGGCGAAAUUGUCUUCUAAAUACAUACUACAAAAAAAAAAAAAAAAAAAAAAAAAGAAAAAAAAACUACAAUUUGUAAGCGAUUAAUAAAACGCAUCAUGCGGGUUGUGAUUAUCGACUGACGAUAUGAUCAAGAGAAUUUGAUAUUCCUAAGUUACAUAUGUGUACAUAAUAUGUCAUGCUUGAAAUUCGAUUGACAUUAAAAUAGCCGAUCACCCAAUUUGGGAGAAAAGGCAGGAAUAAAUGAAAAUAUAUAUA